ACAACACAACCUGUUUUUUUAUACCCACUGUUUCUACUUUGUUUGUUGUUUGAUUGCGAUCUCUGAUAUCUUAGAAAAACAAGCCAUGUCCAAUCGUUUAAGCGUAUCCGAAAGCCUCCAGGCACCAGGGCCGGCAGUGAAGCCGCAUCUGCGACCUUGGGAGAUAAAUCCUUGGUCUGCAGUUCACCAGGCCAGCAUCCAUUCCGACUGGGGUCUGUAUCUAUCCCGCCAGCGUAGGUUCGCAAGCGCGCUCGGCUAUGUGGACAACUCCUUGGAUCUUAAUCCCUUCGAUGCGAGGGCUUUGAUGCGCCGAAGCCAACUGAAGCGGACAAUGGGUCUGGCUCCAGAGGCCGUAAAGGAUUGCACCAAGGCAGAAACUCUGCUGAUGAAGCAACAGCCACCGGUUGUCAGUCUCCACACCAGUUUGGAGGUCAGUGAUGCCCUUUACGAGUCGAGUCGUUUGGAAGACACCAAAAUAAAUCUGCAUGGCCAUCUGAGGCGCUUUAGCUCAAUUAAUGCAGUGCCCGUUGUCAAUCGUCUAAAUGUGGUGGAUGAGAACUUCCAUGACGUUUUGUCGGACGAGACUGCAAUACCAGUUCAGCGGCUGGUCGAACGCAUGAUGGAUAAACUUGCCAAUCAGCCCAAGGAUCUCAAGGAUCCCUGCGAUGUGGUCAGCGUAAUGGAGAAAGAGGAAAAAUAUCUAUCUCCACUGGAGAAAGCCCGACGCGAUCGGUAUUUCAAGAUUUAUAACGCAACAUAUCUAAACAGAGCCUGGGUGGAUGUGGAAUUUCUGAGGAAUCUACGAAGUGAUUCCAAUGUGCAUCCAAAACACUGCAAAGAAUCAUCCAUGCAUUUGAAGAAAUUGUUGGAAUUCAACUACAAGUCAGCGCGAACUUUGACGAAAAUGCUGCACACUCGGUGUCCUAUGUACGCUCAACAUCAGCAAAAGUUUACUAGUGAGACACUCUACAACAAGCAAAAGGAUGAUAAUUUAUACCGAAUUCAGCACCAAACGAGAAGAAAUGUUUACAAGAUCCUGCGCACCAUUCGACUGCUCAUACGAGCUGGUGAACUUAAUAAACUGACAACGUUCAUUGAAGGAGUCAUGGGUGACUAUGUCACUACCAAAACACACCGCAUAAUGCCAUGGAGAUUUGAAUUCACUAAUGAGGUCUAUAACUACCUGGGUUUAGCCCGCAUUAAUGAAUACAAAAUUCCCAGCAAUGUGACGGUUCUGCAGGGUAGACAACGCCUUUUGACCCUUUUUGGGUUGCCAAAUAAGAAUAAUAAGGAUACGAAGCGACCGAAUAGGAUUAAUCUACCGCGAACCAAUACAACCGAUCCCAAAGCAGAGAAAUUUAUGAAACAAGUAGCUCGUAUGGAGAAUCGAAUGCGAUUCGCUGAGUAUCCCCUGGAACGCGCUUAUUUGUUGCAUGAACUGGCUCAGGCGCACCUCGAUUACCAUUCAUUUGAUGCAGCCUGCUCCAUGGCCCGCAGGGCUCUGGAGGAGGCUACAAAGUGUAAUAGUGAUGUGUGGAGCUUCCUGAGUCUGAUGAUCAUCUGUAAAUCACAUGCAAUUCUGGGCAAGAUCGAGCGCGAAAAAAAUACCCUAACCGAAGCCUUUAAGUUGGCCAAGAAAAUGAAGAACCUGGACCUGUGCCUAUUCAUAGACGUUUGCAUGAGAGUCAAUUUGGAGGAGAUGGAUCUAAAAAGGUUAAUAAAUAAUGACUGGAGUUCGAAGAGACACAAACCUAGUAUAGCCUAGCUGAAUGCAGAUCGCAGCCAAAUUGCGAUGGAAAAGUGUUCUUGAAAACAAUAAACAUUUUAUCAAAACC
Molecule: messenger RNA, 1835 nt
Organism: Drosophila serrata
Lineage: Eukaryota; Metazoa; Arthropoda; Insecta; Diptera; Drosophilidae
Gene: wa-cup
Product: walker cup
Molecular function (GO): protein binding
Source: RefSeq, a predicted model, not a curated record